GCUCCCUAUGCAAUGUCCAGGUUAAUGCUUAAUCCAAAAACAGACUUGGGAUCGUUGGGCCAAGCCCCGUUUAUGGGAGGGUGGUUACUUGGAUGCAGAUAAGUUCUUGUAGAUCAGAGGUAUACAAGUCCAGAGAUCUGUGAGACUAAGCUCAGCCAGUUAAGCAAAACGGGACCUCCAAUACCGCAGCCACCAUGCCGAAGACCUCGACGUCCAAGGCCUUCGCCGCUGCUUUUGGUAUCCUGACUGCGUCCGUCAUCGGCAGCAUCGUCACGAUGAUCAUUUUGUACGAAACUGAGAUUGCGACAAUGAACCCGACGCCGCGACCGACCUUGGCAACUACCACGAUGGCACCACCACCUAUCAUGCGAUUGCCGACAAAUCUUGUGCCUGAGAACUACAGAAUCUUUCUUCAUCUUCAUCUCUAUUCCAAAAUCAUUGAGGAAGUUAACGUCACCACUCCCAACCAGACGAUGCUGUUCACCGGUAACUCAACUGUACAUUUUUACUGUGCUGAGACGACGCGGAGCAUUUACCUCCAUAGCCGAGACCUGAGGGUUUAUGAUCCGUUGGUGAAGAAUGAAAAUACAAAAAAGAAUAUUGAGAUCUCGAAUAUGAAGCAUCAUGCGGAUGAAAGUGAUUUCUUGGAGAUCCAGUUGACAGAUAAACUGGAGGCCGGAAUGAACUACAGCUUGUUUCUGGCGUUCAAGGGACAGAUAUCACAAAAUCUUCAAGCCUUGUAUUUAAGCACAUAUAACGAAGGUUUUCCACAUUCUAAAGAUAACACAGAGAGAUUUCUUGCCAGUACACAUCUGCAGCCAACAGACGCCAGAAGACUGUUUCCUUGUUUCGAUGAGCCGGAAAUGAAAGCUGUGUUUGAUGUGUCAAUCAUUCAUCGAGAAAACAUGAUGGCACUUGGAAAUGAAGCUGUGGCAGACUCUGGUCUUAUAGAUAACUGGGAAGUCACGCACUUUCAUCCCACACCAAAAAUGUCCACAUACUUGUUGGCAUUCACCGUUUCAGAGUUCACACCCACCCCAUCGGAGCACGACCGUGUGAAAAUUCAAAUAUUUGCUCGGCCAGAGGCUACUGAUGCUGGACACACUCAAUAUGCAGCAAAUGUUACUGGAAAGAUUCUUAUGUUCUACGAGAAACAAUUUGAAAUCAGUUACCUUCUGAAAAAGCUUGAUCAAAUUGCACUGCCGGAUUUAUCUGCUGUAGCGAUGGAAAACUGGGGAUUAAUCACAUAUGACGAAGGAGUCUUGCUGUAUGAAGAGGGAGUGUCAUCCCAGUUGCACAAGGAAACAAUCUCUUAUAUCGUUGCACACGAACUGGCACACCAGUGGUUUGGAAAUCUUGUGACAAUGAAAUGGUGGAGUGAAAUUUGGCUCAAUGAAGGCUUUGCCACCUACAUGUCAACUUUGGCACUGGACGAAGUUGAACCGACGUUUAAAGUGAGAGAUAUGUACAUCAUGCAUGAACUCCAUGGAGCACUUGAGCAGGACGCAUUGGCUUCUUCACAUCCUCUUAGCGUCCCACAAGAAAAUAUCCAGUCCACUUCACAGAUCAUCGAGAUGUUUGAUGUUAUAUCCUACUACAAGGGAGCACUUGUGCUCAGAAUGCUGGCCGACGCUGUGGAGCAAAGAGUUUUCGACAAAGGGCUUAAAAUGUACCUCAGUGCCUUUAGACAUGGAAACACUGACCAAGAUGACCUUUGGGGUUAUAUACGAAAGGCUGUUGUUGAUGACGGGGGUCACACUGAUGUUGCCGAGACGAUGCACACAUGGACCAAUCAAAAUGGAUAUCCCGUCAUUACCAUCAACACGACCACUGGUGAAAUUGACCAGAAGCAAUUCCUCUUCAACAGUUCUUUGGACUCGAGUUUUUUGUGGCAUAUUCCAAUCCGAGUGUUGUCAAAUACAUCGGGAACUUCUCUCGUCUGGUUGAAGACCAGAAGCGCAGUUAAAGAUCCGUUCAUUUCUAAGCAUGGAGAGUGGAUCCUUGCAAAUGUCAACUGUACUGGAUACUAUCGGGUCAAUUACAACCCAGAUAAUUGGAUAAACCUCCUCAGUCAGCUGGAAUCAAACCGCAAUCGCAUUCCAGUGAUGAAUCGAGGGCAGCUCAUUGAUGAUGCAUUUCAUUUGGCAAGGGCCAAAAUACUUGAUGUGACUCUGGCUCUAAAUACAACGUGGUUCCUUCGCGAUGAGAAAGAGUACAUCCCCUGGGAGUCGACAGUUCGGAAUCUUGAGUACUUCGUCCUCAUGUUUGACCGCUCGGAGGUGUAUGGACCGAUGCAGCUCUAUCUUCGGGCUCAAGUUAAAAACUUGUACAGUUACUUCAGAAACCUCACAGACAACUCGGAAAUUCCAGUGGACCAUUCAUUACAGCACAACCAGAUCACAGCCAUUGACGUGGCUUGUUCCAAUGGACUCCAAGAAUGCAUCCAAAGGGCUACGUGGAUGUUUGACGACUGGAUGAAUGGCAAUGAUACCAACGCCAACAGCAUUCACCCCAACUUACGGUCAGUCAUCUACUGCCAAGCUGUGGCCGCCGGAGGGAAAAAAGAGUGGGAGUUUGCUUGGAAUAAGUUCCAGACCUCUAGUAAAACCUCAGAGAAAGACCAGCUUCGAAAAGCACUGUCAUGCACCAAGAAGAUCUGGCUUCUAAGCAGAUACUUGGAUUACACUUUGGACCCUGAGAAGAUACGUCUGAUGGAUGUUACUUCGACUAUUAACUACAUUGCCACAAAUGUGGCGGGGCAUGGAUUGGCUUGGAAUUUUAUUCGUGCACACUGGGACUACGUUAGUCAGGGCGAUGGAGCCAAACUGAUCGAGGGUGUGACCAGGAGGUUCUCGACUCAAUUCGAACUGGAGGAGUUGAAGGAUUUUGCCACAAAGUCUGACCUUGGUGCUGCUUCGGGAGCUGUGGACCAGGCUAUUGAGCAGGUUAAAGUCAACAUCCAGUGGGUCAGCGAGAACAAGGACACCGUGCUCGAGUGGUUUCUUAGCAGAACUGAUGAUGACAUUUAGCAUUUGAUCGUGACGUCCAUUAGAUGGUGAAGGCAGCUUUGAAAGGCCUUCCUCUGCUACCUAAUCCAGAAUCAAAACUUACUCCGAAGACAAGUCCAACAAAAUCGACCUAAAAAAACGGAGUGAUGCACUUUUCUAAAACCCAAUUCAUGAGAUAAGGAACAGAAUGUAAGCAAAAUGCAGGUUACAGUACAAAAUUAAACAUACUUUUUUUUCUGCUAAAAACAGUCGGCAAUACUUGUUAUUUAUUUAUAAAACAUUGUUCCAAUGCAAGUGGAAGAGAUGAAUUCUGCCAAUGUCCAUGUCCAACUUCUACAUAUAUCGGAGGUAAAGAACAGAAUCUUGUAAAAUACAGGUAAUAACAUAUUUUGGAUAAUCGAGGUGUUUGUUGUAAUCAUAUGACCAAAUAAUUUGUAUACUAGGCUGAAAUUGAGCCUUCUGUACAUUGGUGUAGCAUCAGAACUCAUUGGAAUCUUAUGGUCAGUGGGAUCAACUACUGUAUACAGUUUUGACAAGAACCGAUUCAUUUUGUGUUUGUUUUUUUAUUAUUAACACUAACAAAUUCAGUAUACUUAUUUAUUUGUCAUUCCAAAUAGCACCUGUGGACCAAAAACAUUUCUGAAUUCACAACAGUGAGUUCAGAAAUACAAAGAAACGAUGGCAGUUGAUGGUAUUUGUUUAUUGUUUACAUUAUUAUAUUAUUUUAUUAGGGGAAAAAAAAAGCUAAAGAUGGUAUUUUGUGUCUUAAAGUGCAAGAAUGGGAAUCGUUUAUAUAUAAAGUGUGUUUGCAAUUUGUAUGUUUGUAGUCAUAUAUGACGAGAAAAGUAGGGACUACUCACCGACAAGUGAUGUAUACUAACGAAUUGUACAAAAAUAAAA
Messenger RNA from Hippocampus comes (tiger tail seahorse), 3908 nucleotides. It is a transcript of the gene anpeplb, whose product is annotated as alanyl (membrane) aminopeptidase-like b. Gene Ontology annotation, biological process: peptide catabolic process; proteolysis. Gene Ontology annotation, cellular component: plasma membrane; cytoplasm. The transcript is spliced from 20 exons. Gene Ontology annotation, molecular function: metalloaminopeptidase activity; peptide binding; zinc ion binding. Bases 195 to 3029 code for a protein of 944 amino acids. The record is from RefSeq and is a predicted model, not a curated record. NCBI's taxonomy places the organism in Eukaryota, Metazoa, Chordata, Actinopteri, Syngnathiformes, Syngnathidae.